Oryza sativa Japonica Group (Japanese rice) is the source of this 3948-nucleotide messenger RNA. RefSeq lists its product as uncharacterized. The record is from RefSeq and is a predicted model, not a curated record. NCBI's taxonomy places the organism in Eukaryota, Viridiplantae, Streptophyta, Magnoliopsida, Poales, Poaceae. Gene Ontology annotation, cellular component: nuclear pore.
UCUGAUAUAUUAUUAUUUUUUUUUGCCCCCACCACCUCCGCCGUUCCGCUUCCCCGGCCCGAAUCAUCAUCCCCCAAUCUAGUUCGUGUGCGCUGUUGUGCGGUGUGGGAUUUCGCGGUGUCGUAUUGGAUUCGAUAUUGGGUUGGUUGGUUGGCCUCGUUUGCUGUUUUGAUUGUUGAUUUUCUUCUCCUCUAAUAACUGCACGCGCUGAUCGUUUCUGUACCUGCGACAUGGAUGAGAUGUCCGCAUUUUUUUUUGUUCGUAAUUGGGGAGGGGAAGCUAGCCGUAUAGCCGAUUGUUAGUAUGUUUUGAUCCGCAUUUGCGCAUUGAUCGGAGAUGAUAGUUUUCUCAUGUCACCUUUCUGUUUUUUUUUCCUUUACUUCUUUCGCGCAUAUGAUUGGCUUGAAUUCUCCUGCACUAGCGGUUACCUGAUAAAAAAAAAUUCUGCGCGUACGGAGCAUCGGAAUGUGAAUUUGGGGACCAUCGGUGGCAUCCGAAAUUUGUCAAUAUAUAUACACUAGUAUGUGUUAAUCUUGAACUUUUACAUGGUGAAUUGCUCUAGCCAUUUGCUCCAUCCAUCCAAAGUAGUAUCACUGCACUUGCCUAGUAUUUAGCUGCUUCGUGUGGUGAUUGGUGAAUGUGGGCAAUGACUAGGAGGACUUGGGGUUAUUUGGUAUGGAAUCCAGUACUGGAUAGCUCACUGUCACUGGUGGCCAGUAUGCAUAUUCAUCAUGGAUUGUGGUUAGCUUUUUCCAAAUCUGCGGCUUGUCAGAUCUGCCUGUAUUAUAGUUAUUGUACAGCUUUAUGUCUGGGGCUCUUUCGCGCCGUUGGGACCUCAAAUUCUCCAAUGCAAUCCAAGUCGCAUGAUGGUCCAAGACCAGCGUGCCCCACUGCCAUGUGCUUAACAACCACCUUCUUCCUGAGAUCGACUGGACAAGGAAGCAUAAUUGUACUGAAUUCUCGUGUUAUUACGUCGGUUUAAGGUGAAAAAUCUUGCUUGAGAUGCUUCUUUAAGGUGGAGAUUCUGCUUAGCUGUACAGCUGUUGAGACAAGCUGGAGAUCAGUUAUUCAUUUGAUGUCCUAUCACUUGUUCAAUGUUAUGAAGUUAUGAACAUGGGCUUCUUAGCGUUUUACUCUGGGUGCAGUGUAUCAAGUUUCUAGUGCACUAAACAACCUUUGAGAUGGGUACUGUAGAGAAUAUGGAAGGGAGAGAAGAGCGUUCGACUGAUGUGGAACGGGAUGGUAAACAAGGAAAAGAAGUUGAAUCGGACUAUGAACCAGCUAGAGACUCUGUUUCAUCUCAGGGUGAGGCUAACAGCAAUGAAGAUACCAGAGCCAAAAGAGUCUCAAGGGUUCCAAAGAAGCUAGUGAAGAAAGAUUCAAAGGAAAACAGCCCACGCUCAGGCAGAAUUAAUUCCAAUCGCCAAGUGCAGACUAAGCUGCAAUAUAUAUCGUCAAACAAUUUGCAGAGCAAAUCUCCAAAGCCAAACAAAACAUCUGAUGGUGCUAAAACCAUUGAGAUAACAAAGCCAGAUACAGUGACAGUUCCUUCUUGUCCUUCAUCUGAGGUGUCUGAGGAGAUGGAUGAUAAACCCAUUGAGAAUAUAGUGACGGAUGAUAAAUCCAUUGAGGAUGUAGCUGAUGAUAAGGCCACUGAGGGCACGGCCUCUUAUGAUAAGGCCACUGAAGGAAAAGCUGCUGAUGAUACGACCGUUGAGGACAACACCACUGAUGAAAGGAGCAUUGAGAGUGGCACUGAUGAUAGGACCAUUGCGGGUAUAGCAGCUGAUGUUAAAUCUAGUGAAGAGGCAAAGGAGAUUGAUAUAUUGGAUGAAGCCCCAAAUUGUGAUCAGAGUACUGCUACUGACGAGGAAAUAGCUGAUACUGAAGAAAGCAUAGCUUAUGAUGGUAAAUCAGCUGCAUAUGAAAAGAGUGAGGAAUUAGAAUCUAAAUGUGAAAGGUUGGAGCAGGAACUUCGAGAAGUUGCUGCCCUUGAGAUUUCUCUUUAUUCAGUAGUGCCAGAGCACGGUUGUUCAUCGCAUAAAUUGCACACACCAGCUCGGCGUCUGUCCAGGCUAUAUGUUCAUGCAUCAAAGUUUUGGUCCUCUGAUAAGAAAGCUUCUGUCACAAAGAACUUCGUUUCUGGGCUUGUCCUUGUUGCAAAGUCUUGUGGAAAUGAUGUUUCAAGGUUGACAUUCUGGCUAUCAAACACCGUUGUCCUAAGAGAGAUCAUUGCACAAACAUUUGGCAUUACACGCCAACCAAGUCUUGCUAUGAAGGCUUUCAGCACAAAUGUUAAUGCAAAGAUGCUCGGUAAGAACUCUUCACCAACGCGGCGGAAAAACAACUACAGUGGCAAGCAUGCUAGACCUGCUAUCUGGCCAUUACCUGAUGAUUGGCGGGAAACUGGUACACUCGUGGCUGCACUGGAGAAGAUUGAAUCAUGGAUCUUUUCUCGGAUUGUUGAGUCAGUGUGGUGGCAGGCAUUGACACCCCACAUGCAAACACUGGUGAAAGAUAUAUCAAGUCCAAAGGCUGGGAGUUUGUUGGGACCUGCUUUGGGUGAUCAGCAACAAGGGAACUUCUCCAUUCAUCUUUGGAAAACUGCUUUCCAAGAUGCCUUCAGCAGAAUAUGUCCUCUUCGUGCUGGUGGACAUGAGUGUGGAUGCUUACCAGUGUUGGCAAAACUGGUGAUGGAGCACUGUGUAGCUCGUUUAGACGUUGCUAUGUUUAAUGCAGUCCUGCGUGAAUCUGCAAAUGAAGUACCAUCUGAUCCUAUAUCUGACCCGAUUGUCGACUCAAGAGUUCUACCGAUUCCAGCUGGUGACUUCAGCUUUGGAUCAGGUGCACAGCUGAAGAACUCGAUCGGAAAUUGGUCCCGAUGGUUGCAAGAUAAGUUUGGCAUGGUUGCUGCUGCCCCUGAGAAGCAUGGUCAAGCAGGAGAUGAGAGUGAUGACAGAAGUGGUGCUGCUGAUUUUUAUUCUUUCAAGCUGCUCAACGAGUUAAGUGAUCUUCUGAUGCUCCCAAAGGACAUGCUUCUUGAAAAGUCCAUCAGGAAGGAGGUCUGCCCUUCUAUUGGCAUUCCACUGGUAACAAGGAUACUCUGCAACUUCACUCCUGACGAGUUCUGUCCUGAACCUGUUCCUGGAAUGGUUUUAGAGGAGCUGAAUGCCGAGAGCUUGCUGGAGCGCUUCACGGAGAAAGAUGUGAUCACCACAUUCCCCUGCGUCGCGGCUCCUGUUGUCUACUGCCCCCCUUCACCGGAGGAUGUCGCGGAGAAAGUAGCAGACGCAGGCGGGAACGCGGAGCCGGACCUGAGGGCCUCCAUGGUGCAGAGGAGAGGGUACACCAGCGACGACGACCUGGACGACCUGGGCAACCCCCUGGCGUCCCUGUACGACAGGAGCUCUCCACCCUCACCCUGCAACGGGGCCUCUCGUUCGACUACACGGCAAGGUGGCUCUAUGUCGAACGCGAGAUACGAGCUCCUGAGAGAAGUAUAUGGUCGGAGAGGCCUGGUUUGAGUAACCAGUGAAAGUGUGGAACGGAAGACGAAAAGAGAGCCUCUUGGUCUUGGGUUGCAGAUUUGCUGUGAGGUGAACAAGGGGUUGGAAAUUGGUCGGGAAGGAACUGCUUUGCAACAGACGCUGAAUGAACGAACAGCACUUGGAUAUCCUCAUGGCAAAAUGCUAGAGUGUUUAGAACCCAUCCCCCCAUUCUUCUCAUGUAUAUUUGCAUUUUGAUUCUGUUGAAGUGAUUGGUUCACUCUUGGCAAAAGGGGAUAAAUUUAUUUGUUGGUGGUAGUGAGGAGAAAUUUUAGUGAGUGGUCAGAGUGAGCGUGACUUCUGCGUCAGCCAUCGUUCGAUGGGCCGCCUAACUGAUCACAAAUAGGAAUAAGUUCAACUGGCGUCCCUCAACUUUACAGUUUACAUCGAUUUUUUUUUGACA